Messenger RNA from Nannospalax galili (Upper Galilee mountains blind mole rat), 915 nucleotides. RefSeq names its product centrosomal protein 63 (gene Cep63). Gene Ontology annotation, biological process: de novo centriole assembly involved in multi-ciliated epithelial cell differentiation; centriole replication. Lineage: Eukaryota; Metazoa; Chordata; Mammalia; Rodentia; Spalacidae. Gene Ontology annotation, cellular component: centriole. The record is from RefSeq and is a predicted model, not a curated record.
GCACAAAGAGGUGGAAGUGCUGCGCCAGCAGAUAGACAAGCAUGAAAGAACCAAGCAAGACAUGGCCAUUGGGUACAAGCAAGAGCUGAAGAAGCUACAGGAAGAAUUAGGCAGACUGAAGAGAAGCUAUGAAAAGCUGCAGAGAAAGCAAAUAAGAGAAUUCAGAGGAAAUACCAAAAAUCAAAGGGAGGAUCGGUCUGAGAUUGAAAAACUAACUGGAAAAAUAGAGGAAUUUCGUCAGAAAUCGCUGGACUGGGAGAAGCAGCGCUUGAUUUAUCAGCAACAGGUAUCUUCUCUGGAAGCACAAAGGAAGGCUCUGGCUGAACAAUCGGAGAUAAUUCAGGCUCAGCUUGCCAAUAGGAAACAGAAAUUAGAGUCUGUGGAGCUGUCGAGCCAGUCAGAAAUUCAGCACCUGAACAGUAAACUUGAGCGAGCCAAGGACACCAUCUAUGCCAAUGAGUUGGAAAUUGAGCGCCUUAACAUGAGGGUCAACGACCUGACUGGAACCAAUAUGACCAUUCUGCAGGAGCAGCGGCAAAAGGAAGAAAAGUUGAGGGAAUCUGAAAAGUUAUUAGAGGCUCUGCAGGAAGAACAGAAAGAGUUGAAAGCAAAUCUUCAAUCUCAAGAAUAUUUCAUCCAUGAGGCAAAAAUGCAGAAGGAGAAACAGCAAACAAAAUUAAAGGCAGUUGACACUCAGCACUCUGUAGAAACCGUAAGUUGAAAGAACAGAUUUUGCAGGCUGAACAAACUUACAGCUCUGCACUGGAAGGAAUGAAGGUGGAAAUCUCCCAGCUAACUCAGGAGUUACAUCAGCGGGAUAUCACCAUUGCUUCUGCCAAGUGUUCUUCUUCAGACAUGGAAAAGCAGCUGAAAGCAGAGAUGCAGAAGGCAGAAGAGAAAGCUGUGGAGCAUAAG